This is a messenger RNA of Columba livia (rock pigeon), 2757 nucleotides long. RefSeq names its product sarcoglycan alpha (gene SGCA). Gene Ontology annotation, molecular function: calcium ion binding. NCBI's taxonomy places the organism in Eukaryota, Metazoa, Chordata, Aves, Columbiformes, Columbidae. The coding region runs from base 837 to 2267 and encodes 476 amino acids. Gene Ontology annotation, cellular component: membrane; sarcoglycan complex. The transcript has 9 exons. The record is from RefSeq and is a predicted model, not a curated record.
UCCUGUCCCUGUGCCGAUCCCAGGUCUGUCCCCGUGUCCCCCGCCCAUCUCCCUGUCCCUCCCCAGUUUUGUCCAUGUGCCCCUCUGCUCCCAUCCCGAGACCCCCACCCAUGCCCAACCCGCCCAUCUCGAGGUGUCCCGUGGUGUCCCCUCAGGGCCCUGUUUUACUUUCUGUCCCCACAAAUCCACCCUUGGGGCACAGCACGUGUCCCCAGCAACAGCUUCACCUGGGGGCGGCAGGAGGGGAAACUGAGGCGGGGGACCAUGGCAUAGGGGUCCACGGUGCUGCUCCCCCCUCCCCGAACCUGCCGGCUGAUAUUUUGGGGUUAUCUGGGGGUUUGCUCAGUUCCCACCGGGCACUGCGGGAGGCCCAGAGCCUGGGGCCGUGCUGGGGGUCCCUGUGCGGGAGGAGCCCCCGGGGGCGGGGAACAGGGUGGGGGGCCCUGCUCCCCCCGGCUGGGAACGCGCGGGCGCCAGGACCCUGCAGACACGGCCUCCCAGACCUCUGUGCGUGACGCGGCGUGACGGGACGUGACGUGACGGUGCAGCGUCCCCGCCACGGCCAUCCCCUUCCCCUUCCGCCAUCCCCGACCCCCGGCGCAGGGCCUGGCCCCCGCCGCCACCCCCGGCGGCCCCGCGGCCCCGCCUCGUCCCGCCGAGGGACGCUGCCCCCGCACACGCAUGUGACACACGUGCUCCCGCCCCGGUGACACAGACGGGCGCACGCGUGCGCGGGGCUGAGAGCUGCCUGCCGAGCGGGGACAGCUGUCCCCAAGUGUCCCCAACCCCGCCGUGCCCACUGUGCCCUCCACGCCCCCACUGCCAUCCCAGUGCCCAUGACCGGGGACACCAGGACAAGCCGACCCAGGGACACCCCACCAGACCCCCCAGGGGACAUGGGACCCCCCCAGGGGAUGUGGGACCCUGGGCAGCCCCGCUGCCCCGCAUGCUGGCGGGGUUCGGUGCCACAGGCCGUUGGUGGCGGUGGGUGGCGGUGUCCCCGCCGUGCCCCCCCGCGGCCCCCCGGCCCCGCUGCCGCCGUCAGUCAGGCCUGGCCCCACGCCCGGCGCCGCAAGAUGGAGGCGCCUGCGCUGCUCCGGGCCUGGGUGCUGGCAGCCGUGUUCCUGGCGGGGUCCUGGGCCGCCCUCCCCAGCCACCGCAUCCUCCCCGAGCACCACGUCUCGGCCGAGACCGGAGCCAUCUUCGUGCAGGCGCUGGAGCAGGAGCGGUUCCAGGAGGCCUUCGUCGCCGGGCGCGAGGAUGACGGUGCAGCUGCCCCUGUCACGUUCCAAGCGCACCUCAGCGACCACCCCGACCUGCCGCGGUGGCUGCGGUACGUCCAGCGCGACCCCCGCCAGCACGGCUACCUCUACGGCUGCCCCACGGCCGCCGAGCUGGGCACCCACGUCAUCGAGGUGCUGGCGUACAACCGGCACACCUACGAGACGGUGGCACAGCGCCUCGUCAUCACCGUCAUCCCUGCGCCAGGUGGGGACCCCCCGUACCAGGCUGAGUUCCUGGUGGGCAACAGGAACGUGGAGGAGCUGCUGCCGGCGGCCGCGCGGGAGAUGUUCCUCCAGGCCGCGGCCGGCGUCUGGGAGCGGGACGACCUCCGUGUCACCAACGUCACCUCCGCGCUGGACCGGGGCGGCCGCGUCCCGCUGCCCAUCGAGGGCCGCAAGGAGGGGGUGUAUGUGACGGUGGGGUCCCCCGGGCCCUUCUCGCCGUGCCUGGUGGCGGCCACGUCCCCGCGGAGCCGCCUGCGCUGCAGCCAGGGCCAGCAGCCGCUCGCUUCCUGCUACGACACCUUCGCCCCCCGCUUUGCCGUCCGCUGGUGCAACCUCACCCUGCUGCAGGUCCGUUCCAGCCCCACGGCGCCAGGGCCAGUGUGGGGUCCCGGGGUGCUGGAGGAUGGGGGGGAUUUCCAGGCCCCCACUGAGGUGCCCCCCCGGGACCUGCUGCCCGGGUACCUGGUGACGCUGCUGGUGCCGCUGGCGGUGGCCGCGCUGCUGUGCCUGCUCCUGGGCCACCUCAUGUGCUGCCGCCGGGAGGGACUGCAAAAACGGGACUUGGAGACAUCUGACAUCCAGCUGGUCCACCACACCAGCAUCCACGGCGACACGGAGGAGCUGCGGCACAUGGCCGCCAGCCGGGACGUCCCGCGGCCGCUUUCCACCCUGCCCAUGUUCAACAUCCGCACGGGUCAGCGCAUCAACCCCAUGCCCAGUGCCCCCGACGGUGCCCGCGUCCCCCUCCUCCCGCGGUGAGCCGGGGCGGGGGUCCCCGGGUGGCACCGGCUGGUGCCAGGGGGACAACACCAGCGGUGGGGAUGGAGAAAGGGUGUCACGGUGCUUGCGGGGGGACUUUUGGGGGACAGUGUUCAGCCAGGUGGGUGGCCGCCUGUCUCCCGGGCACUGACGCUGCCAGGCUAUUGCCUGAGACAUUGGGGGGGCUACCAAUACUUGGGGGGGUCAUCAGCACCCAUAGGCAUCAGUGGGGCAAUGCAGAACACCUGUGUCCUGUUCCCUGCCCCUCCCACCCCAUCUGUCCCACCUGGCCUGGGGAAAUGCUUAAAUAAGAGCGGGGGGAACAUCUCAUCUCUUUCUUGGGGGGAAUAAGCUGUGUUCUGCUCUUUCUCCAGGUAAUGUUGGUGGCCUUGUUGCUGUCACCCCCCUGGGGUGACCCCACCAAGGUCCCUGCUGUGGGAAAGGGACUAUGGGGGGGUUGGCUGAUAAAGUAGCAGUUUAGCAAUGAGAA